CCGACCUCCCCAAAUUAGAAGUCCCUACUCCCUAUUUCUGUUCUCUAACUCUCCUCGUUCACAUCGCAAGACCUUAACCGUCAGUUUCUACCUUCUACUAUCUCGGCCUGCCUGCACAGCUGCACUACUCCUUGCUUCCACCGCCGCCGCUACUACUUUCCGGUUUUCUAUAAAAGUCAGGUAUUGUUAAUAACACUGCUAAGUAAUGAAAGGAAUUCUGGAAAUUACCUACCAUGAAAAUGGGGUGCUUUUACUUAAAGGACAUUGUUGAGUACUGAACUCGAGGAUGGUACUUGCGGCUGCUUCGCAGCAGUCUAUUGUUGGAAUCCCUUUCUUACAAGGAGUGGAUUCAUGUUGUGACAUAAAGAAAACGAGUGCUUGUUUUUUCCAUUGUACAUCUGUGAAACCAUCGCACCCCGACUUGGCUUCCGGAUUCAAAUAUAGCUGUAAGUCUCAAUUUUAUUUCCGAUGGUCUCGAUUUAGCCUAAGGGAACAUUUUUUCUGGUCAAAACACAAAGCUCGGCAUAGUAAUAUCUGCAUUGACAAUGUGGAUAAAAUUGAACAUAAUGGAGGGAGGUCACAGAAAUAUACAAAUGGUCUGCAGAAGAAUGCGAGACAGAUUAGUUUGAAUAAGCCUGUUUUAUUUGAAGGACCCUUUAUUGAGAAUGAUGAGCUCAAAAACAAUGAUAUUCUUCAAAAAUUCUGCAGCUAUGGAAAGCUAUUUGAAGCAACAAGGCUGGUGGAGGUCAUGGCCCGUCGAAGUCAAAUUCCUCACCUUCCUUCUUGUAUUAAUUUGAUACGUGGUCUCACAAAUCUCGACCAGGUUGAGAAAGCCACAAAGGUCUUGCAAAUUGUGGUCAUGUCUGGGGGUGUCCUAGAUGUUAUUACAUACAACAUGUUGAUUGGGGGUUUGUGCAAGAGAGGGAAGUUAAACUCUGCCAUUGAUUUCUUGGAAGAUAUGAGCUCAAGUGGCUGCCCACCAGAUGCAAUCACAUACAACACUAUCAUCAGGAGCUUCUUUGAUAGGGGCAAGUUUGAUGAGGCUAUUGCAUUCUGGAAGGAGCAACUUAGAAAGGGGUGUCCUCCUUAUAUUGUCACAUAUACCAUUCUGCUAGAGUUAGUUAUGAAACAUUGUGGGUUAGAAAGAGCUCUUUGGGUGUUGGAUGAUUUUGCUGUUGAAGGCUGUUAUCCUGAUCUGGUCACUUACAACUCACUGGUAAAUUCUACUUGCAAAAAUGGAGAUUUCCAAGAAAUGUCCUUGGUGAUGAAUAAUUUUGUAUCGCAUGGUUUGGAGCCGAAUACUGUGACUUACAACACUAUACUUCAUGCUAUCUGUAGUCGUGGUUAUUGGGAACAAGCUGAUGACAUUUUGUCCUUCAUGAAUCAAACUUCCCAUCCGCCGACAGUUGUUACUUAUAAUAUCUUAAUUAAUGGUUUGUGCAAGUAUGGGCUCCUGGAUCGUGCCAUAAAUUUUCUUGAUGAAAUGGUUAGCAGAAACAUUUCCCCAGAUAUAAUCACUUACAAUACCCUUUUAGCAGCCAUAUGUAAAGAAGGAAUGGUGGAUGAGGCUCUUCGCAUUACUAGGCUUUUAAGUGAUAGGAACUGCUCUCCUGGCUUAAUUACUUAUAACAUUAUCAUGGAUUGUUUGGCUAAGAAGGGUUCUAUGGAGAGAGCAAUGCAAGUGUACAAUGAGAUGAUCGAUAAGGGGAUCACUCCUGAUGAUAUAACUCACCGUUGUCUAGCGUGGGGUUUUUGUCGGACAGAUAAAUUUGAUGAGGCUAUGGAGGUACUCAGGGAGAUGGAUAGAAGAAACCACAAGAUUUCGAUCAGCUUUUGCAGGUUUAUGAUUCUGGAGCUGUGUAGAAAUGAGAAGCUGGAUAUUGCGAUACAAGUUCUGGAAAUCAUGAUCCGCAAUCAGAUCAAGCCAGAUGCAACUGUUUUUACCAGUUUAAUUAGAGGAAUAGCUGCUUCUGGUAUGAUGGAAGAGGCUAAUGAACUCUCUUCUACGCUAGUUCAGAGGGGGAUUCUGAGAGAACGUGUUAACCUCAAUUGACAUGCAAGUUUUGACUUCUCUAAGAUUCCGAGUAUGGUCCUUUCAGUAUCACCUUCUCUUUGGCUUCUUCAGAGUGAUUUCUUCUUAGACACCUUAUAUUUUUUACCCCUUGGAGAUAGGAGGCAUAAGAGAGGGAGGAGGGGACAAAUUUUUCAAACUGUUGGAUACAAUAUCUACACUUACUAAGAGUGGUCUGACAUAAGACACAGUGGUAGCAAACUACAAAUAGACAUGAAAGCUCUUCAGAAGUAGCAGCCAACAAUAAAUAUGUAAGGAAGUUUUAUUUACAGUGUCUUAUCUAAGACAUUUUGAGAUACAAUUACACAUCUAAUUUGUUCGUAUUCCAGAGGCUGCAAGUUCUUUAUUUGGAGAAAGAGCAGGGAAGGUCUUACUCAAGCGUCUGAAAGAAUCAGAGGAAAUGGCAUCCAUUUCCAUUAGUGUGUUUGCCAAUUCCAUAGCCUCAUAGUGCCACCCUGCAAAUCCUAUCCCUUCAAUCAACAAAGUAUAAGUUGUUUCAUUUGGUUGACAACCCUUUUCGACCAUGCGUCCCAGCAAUUCAACUGCAUCUGCCAGCCUCUGUUCUUUGCAAAGACCAAGUAGGAUCAUGUUGUAGCUAAUAACAGUUGGUUGAAUACCAUAGUUCUCCAUGUCCCUUAGUAAUUUCAUAGCAUCAUCCACCAUCCUAUCUCUGCAUAAACAGGACAGAAGGGCAUUGUAAGUGAUCUCAUCAGGAUCAAUUCCAUUCUUAAACAUUUCUUCUACCAUUUUCAUAGCCCUUGGUCGAUCCCCAGUAUUCCACAAUGCACUUAUCAAACAGUUGUAGGAGCUCGCAUCUGGAUUACAUCCCACGUCACUCAGUUUAUCAAAAAUCUCCAGAGCUAGAUCAGCCUUUCCAUUCUUGCAUAGAGCUGCCAAAACAGUGUUGUAAUUGACGAUAUCAGGCAAGCAUCCAUUUGAUAUCAUAAGAUCUAGAACUCCAAUAGCUAAAUCCAAUUUCCCCUCUUUACAGAAUGUUGAAAUCAGAGGAUCAUAGCUAUAGUUAUCAGGUUUCAGGCCUUUUUCCAUCAUGACUUUCAGCAUAGUUAGAGCCUCCUCUACCUUGCUCGCACGACAUAAGGCAGCUAUAAUUAUGCUAUAAGUAACAACAUUAGGCUCAGAUCCUCUAGCUAGCAUCUCUCUGACUAAUUGUUCACCUUGUUCCCAUUUUCCUCGGUCUAGUAGUGCUCUUAAGAGAAUGUUGUAUGAGAUUGCGUCUGGAUGAGAACCUUGGGAGGGUAAGCUCCGGACAAAGGCAAACGCUUGAUCCACUGACCCGUCCUUGCACAUCCCUCUAAUCAUGGUGUUAUAGACAUAGAUGUCGGGCUCUAGCCCUCUUCCUAGCAUCUCGUUGAAUAGUUGCAUUGCUUCUUUGGUCCCACCUUCAAUAAGAGUGGCUUCUAUCAAGAUAGUAUAGGUAACAACAGUUGGUUGACAAUCAUCUAUCAAUAGUUUAUCCAACACUUUUGAAGCCAAAUCAAGCUUUCCCCUGCUGCAAAGGCUACCAAUCAUGAUGUUGUAAGUGACUAUAUCAGGGGAAUAUCCUUUACCCCUCAUUCUGCUAAGAAGCUGAUUCGCAUCUUCAAUUCUGUUUACCUUACAGAAACCACUGAUCAUAGCAUUAUAUGCAAAUAAAUCUGGCUCUCCUUUCGUUUCUAAAAUCUUCAUCACUUCUACUGCUUUAUUAAUCUCUUUGCUGUUAAAGAACCCUUUAAUGAGCUUUGUGCAGAGGACUAAAUCAGGCUUGUAACCUUUGCUUACCAUACACUGAAGAAAAUAGAAAGCUUCAUUGAACUUUCCUGCUUUAUGAGACUUUUUGAUCAAUUUCAGCAACUGGGGCUCUUUGAAAUCAAGUGGGUUGAAAAAACCCGGUCUAGUUUCGACAGAAUAUGCUUGGAGUUUUGGUAAAUUUCUGUAGUAAAUCUCAUUUGAGAUAGUUUUUUUGCAGGUAAUUGGGCUAUUUUGAUAUGAAGGCAAUGAAGGGAUUCGGAGCUCUGAAAUGUAUGGAAGACAAUUAGGGAAUAGUUCAGUUGUAUAUAUUGUCAUUUGGAUUUUCUUAGUUUCUUGCUAGGCUGAAAUUUUUGUUAAACAUUCAUGAUGACUGCAUAUUUGAGGAGAGAGAAAGAACAAAUAUUUCUGUAGGAUCUGUCACUACCAGUGGUUGUGGGCUGCUGAGGCAUUUACCGCUCUCUUUUUUUUUGGC
Messenger RNA from Beta vulgaris subsp. vulgaris (sugar beet), 4292 nucleotides. Its product is annotated as pentatricopeptide repeat-containing protein At1g08610. The record is from RefSeq and is a predicted model, not a curated record. The transcript is spliced from 3 exons. The coding region runs from base 287 to 2053 and encodes 588 amino acids. Lineage: Eukaryota; Viridiplantae; Streptophyta; Magnoliopsida; Caryophyllales; Amaranthaceae. Gene Ontology annotation, molecular function: protein binding.